Molecule: messenger RNA, 2608 nt
Organism: Humulus lupulus (European hop)
Lineage: Eukaryota; Viridiplantae; Streptophyta; Magnoliopsida; Rosales; Cannabaceae
Product: LRR receptor-like serine/threonine-protein kinase FEI 2
Exons: 14
Coding region: 323-2110 (595 amino acids)
Biological process (GO): protein phosphorylation
Molecular function (GO): ATP binding; protein binding; protein kinase activity
Source: RefSeq, a predicted model, not a curated record
CCAUCUAUUUUCCACACUCCCACACUCUCUCUCUUCACUCGAAUCUCUCCCUCUCAGAAGAAGAGCCAUUCCAUAGCUUCGCUUCUGCUUUGCUCGCCCCAACCACGACACUGACUUUUUCUCUGAUUUUCAGCUCAACUUGUUGCAUUUCACUCGGAUCGAACCGCUCCUACUUUUUCCUUACUGAUCGUUCAUUUCUCUUUGAGGAACUUUUAUCUUUGUUUCUAGCUGCUGGAUGUCAACAUCAGUCAGAGGGAAGCAUUCUAAAGCUCUGUGUAUCAGAUGAAUUAUAGUACAUAUUGCGUGCUUGACCAGUGCAGCUAUGGGCCUCUGUCUGGUGAAAUGGCAAGGCUUGUGGCUUUACAGUCUACUGCUUUAUCUUUCGAUGAAUACAAGCAGAGCGAUCAGUCCCGAUGGUGAGGCACUUUUGAGCUUUAGGGCAUCAAUUGUUAGUUCAAAUGGUGUCCUUCAGUGGAGACCGGAGGAUCCUGACCCAUGUCAUUGGAGAGGAGUUAGAUGUGAUCCAAAAACAAAGAGAGUAAUUUAUCUGAGUCUUUCGAGUCACAAAUUGAGUGGGUCUUUGUCACCUGACCUUGGGAAGCUUGAGCAGUUGAAAUUCUUAGCACUUCAUAAUAACAACUUUUAUGGGACAAUUCCUUCAGAAUUGGGAAAUUGCACCUUAUUGGAGGGGAUAUACUUGCAGGGUAAUUAUUUUAGCGGUUUAAUACCCAGUGAAUUGGGAAAUCUUCAAGAGUUGAAAGAUCUGGACAUUUCAAGCAACUCUCUUAGCGGAAAUAUUCCUCUGUCUCUUGGGAAGUUGGACAAACUCAAUAGUCUCAAUUUGUCAAACAAUUUUCUUGUUGGACAAAUACCAAGUGAUGGUGUGCUUAUCAACUUUACGGAAAGCUCCUUCAUUGGAAAUCGUGGUCUAUGUGGUAAGCAAAUUAAUUUGACUUGCAAAAAUGACAAUGGAGGAUCUGCGUCAGGCUCCCAAUCCUCAGACUCAGCACCAAAUCAAGCUGGAAAGAGGAAGUACUCUGGUCGGCUACUAAUUAGUGCAUCAGCAACUGUUGGCGCACUUCUUCUUGUGGCUCUUAUGUGCUUCUGGGGUUGUUUUCUUUAUAAGAAAUUCGGAAGGCAUGACAAUAAGAAUUUUGUGAUGGACGUUGGUCGAGGUGCAUCGAUUGUAAUGUUCCAUGGGGACUUGCCCUACUCUUCAAAAGACAUCAUUAAGAAAUUGGAGCAUUUGACUGAGGAAGAUGUUAUAGGUAUUGGGGGUUUUGGGCAAGUAUACAAGCUGGCGAUGGAUGAUGGUAACGUCUUUGCCUUAAAACGAAUCAUGAAGAUUAAUGAGGGCUUUGAUCGGUUUUUUGAGAGGGAACUUGAAAUUCUUGGAAGUAUAAAGCAUCGAUACCUUGUGAAUUUGAGGGGAUAUUGCAAUUCUCCAACGUCAAAGCUGUUAAUCUAUGACUUCCUGUCUGGUGGUAGCCUUGAUGAAGCUCUUCAUGGAGAAAGAUCUGAGCAGUUAGAUUGGGAUGUACGAUUGAAUAUUAUUGUGGGAGCAGCAAAAGGGCUGGCUUACUUGCAUCAUGAUUGCUCACCUAGGAUCAUACAUCGUGACAUUAAGUCCAGCAAUAUUUUGCUUGAUGGAAAUCUUGAAGCUCGAGUUUCUGAUUUUGGACUAGCAAAACUUUUAGAAGAUGAAGAAUCUCACAUUACAACAAUUGUUGCCGGAACAUUCGGUUAUCUAGCUCCAGAGUAUAUGCAAAGUGGUAGAGCAACCGAAAAGAGUGAUGUAUAUAGUUUUGGGGUCCUGGUGCUUGAAGUGUUGAGUGGAAAGCGACCAACAGAUGCAUCUUUUAUUGAAAAGGGUCUUAACAUUGUUGGCUGGCUAAAUUUUCUGUUCACAGAGAACAGGCAGAGAGAGAUUGUUGAUCUACAUUGCGAAGGAGUGCAGUCCGAAAGCCUUGAUGCCUUGAUAUCAGUUGCCUAUCAAUGUGUUUCUUCAAAUCCUGAAGAUCGUCCCACCAUGCACAGGGUUGUCCAGCAGCUUGAGUCUGAAGUCAUGACUCCGUGCCCGAGCGAUUUUUAUGAUUCAAGUUCUGAUUAAGAGCCUUAUCUGCGGUCAAGUUGAAUUAGGGAUGUUAAAUAUUGCAUCAUAAUUGAAGCUACAUCACAUGAGUAGGGCAAGGGCAAACAAUAGAAGAGAGGCUCUGGAUAUGCAAAAGGUUCACAUCUCCAUUCAAUUCGUUCAUUCUUUCUGCAGAUUUAUGACAUUAGAAAGAUGGCCCUGCAUUAUCCGUGCCCCUUCAACCAUUUACAUUUAAUCAAGUAUGUUAGUGGUUGCAUUUCCUUGUUUUUGUUCUUGUUUUGCUAGUGUGCAUUCAACUUAUCUUCCCCACGCGAAUGAAAUUCAACAUGAUGAGUCAUGUAUUUUUUUUCUUCUAUUUUUCCCCUAGUUUUAUUAUUUUGUAAUCCCUUGUAGCCUUCUCCUAAAUUAAGUGUAUAUGACAUUUGUACAAAUCAAAUGUGGUUCAUUUCACAGAUUCUUGUUUAUGCCAUUUUUGUAAAAUAUGUUUUAAUUACAAUUAUAAGCUCUUUGCCCAAA